This is a messenger RNA of Cottoperca gobio, 5979 nucleotides long. RefSeq names its product leukocyte receptor cluster (LRC) member 8 (gene leng8). Gene Ontology annotation, cellular component: nucleus. The record is from RefSeq and is a predicted model, not a curated record. NCBI's taxonomy places the organism in Eukaryota, Metazoa, Chordata, Actinopteri, Perciformes, Bovichtidae.
UCUGCCAUUUUGUAUCUCCACAGUCUGUCAGACGAAGUUGGUCAUCAACGAAGAAGGAAGCAAAUAUGCGAUUGUCCACUUCUUUUGUUUAUUUGCACCUUUAAGGAAAGCACAUUAGAGUUUCACUUGUUUGAAUAUAUUGACAUUAGACGCGGUCGGCUGACAGCUCUUCUUGUAUCACCGUGUCAAGACAUCUUGUUUACGUUUUGGUUUAGCAGGCGAGCUAACGAAGUUAGCCACCUAGCUUAGCUAGCGACCAACGGUCUAAGCGUUAGCUUUCUAACGCUAGCCAGAGUGUCGAAAUGGCGGCCAACACGACACAAGCAACCCCUACAACAAACUGGUCCUAUGGUGGUUCUGGGGAUGGCCAGGUUCACGAAAACCCAGAAUGGGAGAAAGCAAGACAAGCAUUAGCGUCCAUUAACCAGAGUCAGAGCUCUGCUAAGAAUGCACAAGCCAACCGGACCGCCACAGCAGAGGCCGAUCAGUUUCAGCCAGCAGUAAAUGACUCUGCUGCCGUUCAGCAGCAGCAGCCAGCACAGCAGCAGCCACAACAGCAGCCACCACAGCCGCAGCAGCAGCAGUACUAUCCAUGGUACCAGCAAACCCAGCAGCACUAUCCUGGAUACACAUAUCCCUAUAAUUACUACUACCCCAUGGGUCCAUAUGGAGCUGCAUAUCCACCAAAUCAGUAUGGUGCACCCCCAGGGCCUUACCCGGGAGCUCCCCCCUCUAAUGGCCAGCCUCCUCCAGUGCCUGGAAUGGAAGACCAGUCCCCCGGCUACCCAUCUCAACCACAACCUCCUCCCCCUGCUACACCCCAGAGCCCUACCACCUCAGACAAACCCCCCCCUCCUCCACCUCCACCUAUUCCUCCCCCAUCCAACUCCCAGUACCCCCCUCCUUCAUCACAAAAUGCGUACAAUGCCAAUAACUCCAUGCAAUAUUCAUCUGGUGACCCCAACCAAAUGCAAGUUUACAAUCAUUCCCAGGGAAGGCCUAACUAUGGGCAGGGCUUCCAGGCCCAGAACUCCUAUCAGCCCUCUCAGAAUAACUCCAACAGCAGCAGCAAGCAGCAGCAGCAGCAGCCAGGCCAGUAUGUAACGGGGCUUGGCAGAGGAGAGGCGAAUAAAACCAAAAACCAAAAACAAGGACAGCAACUCUGGCACCGCAUGAAACAGGCACCUGGGGCAGCUUCUGUGAAGUUCAAUAUUCACAAGAGGCCUUACCAGGUUCAGUGUGCUCCGAUGUCCAAUCAGACUUUCCCUCCAGGCGAGCAGCCCUCAGGACUGAAUCCAACUCCUUCCUCCCUGACUUCUGCCAGUACUUCAUCUGGAGGUGUUCAGAUGCGACCCCAGGACUGGCCCCAAGCCAUGAAGGAAUACGUGCAGCGCUGUUUUACAGCCUGUGAGACCGAGGAAGACAAAGAUCGCACAGAGAAGGUGCUAAAGGAAGUUCUGCAGGAUCGCCUGAAGGAUGGCUCUGCUUACACCAUUGAUUGGGCUCAUGAGCCAUUGCCAGAACUAAAGGUCAAGCCGUCUCGUUGGGAAGCUGUUGCGUCCCAGAGGACAUCAGAUGGCUCAAUUAGCCGUGGUGGAAGUACAGCGGCUGCAUCUUCAAGAGGCAGGGGUGGUGGACACAGAUUGGGCCACUACAGGAAUAUAUUUUCUCAAAGGAGUCCAUCUUCUAGUUCCUCCCGGUCCUCCUCCCGCUCCCCAUCCCCCUCCCACGGCCGAAACAGGGACCGCAGCAACCCAAGGCACCGACGCAGUGACUCAGGCUCCCAAUCAGACAGCAGCAUCUCCAGUGACCUCCGACCUCAGCUGUCACGGCGAAGAGGUGCACGUGGUCGUGGUAAUGACAGGGAUAGGGGACGUGGAGGCGGAGAGAGAGGACGAGGAAGAGGAGGAAAAGCAAACAGAGGACGGAGAAACAUGGACGAUUCCAAUGCAGCUGUUGGAAAGAAGAGAAAGGGUGGCAACGCCGGUCUUGAUUUCCAUGACCCCAACAGAGAAGCAAAGAAGCAGAGCAGAGCAGCUCGUUUCCACAAGCAGCUUCGCUCCGAGCCCCUCGUUCUCUCCAUCAAUUCCUUUGACUUACCUGAUGGCACACAGGAGGGCCUCAGCUGGGAGGACUGCCCCAUUGUGGGAACAUGCCAGGACAUCACCAAGCCCUAUCUGAGGCUCACCUGUGCCCCCGACCCCUCCACUGUGCGCCCAGUGCAUGUCCUGAGAAAAUCUCUGCAGGCUGUGAAACUCCACUGGAAAACCCACCAGGACUACACCUAUGCCUGCGAACAGAUGAAGUCCGUACGACAGGACCUCACGGUCCAAGGAGUUCGUACUGACAUCACGGUGGAAGUGUACGAGUGUCAUGCACGCAUUGCUCUGGAAAAGGGAGACCAUGAAGAGUUCAACCAGUGCCAGACCCAGCUGAAGGCCCUGUACAAGGACAAUCCCUCAGAGAACAUUGGAGAGUUUACAGCAUACAGAUUGCUGUAUUACAUCUUCACUAAAAACUCUGGAGAUCUGACCACUGAGUUGGUGUACUUGACCCCGGCACUGCGGGCAGAUGUGUGUGUGGCUCAUGCUCUCGCACUCCGUGCUGCCUGGGCAUUAGGAAACUAUCGCCGUUUCUUUAAGCUGUACAAGGAAGCCCCGCGCAUGGCUUCAUACCUCAUUGACAAGUUUACAGAGAGGGAAAGAAAGAUUGCACUUCGGGCAAUGGUCAAAACGUUCAGGCCCGACUUGCUGGUGCAGUAUGUGCAGUCCAAUCUGGGCUUCUCUUGUUUAGACUCCUGUAUGACCUUUCUUACUGGGCUAGGUGUCACCUUCUACCCCGGUGACCCUGAAAAGAUAGACUGCAAAACCAGCACAGCCGCUUUGGCUGCCUCUUGAGGGGGUGGGGGGGGGGGGGUAACACCAUAAAGAGAGCUGCUAAGGGGCCAUAAUGGAUCCUUACAUAUACAAUGCACUGCACUUGAGACACUUCAGCCUUUUCAGAGUAGUUGGCAAACUUUAGAAGACUCGUGUAGAAAGAUACAUUCAGAAUACUCUUGGAUUCAGAUUUCAGAUGUAAUUUCUGACACUCGGAUAAGAACUAUUAUAAAUCUUGAGUCUGCACACACUGUCACUCAAAUAUUGUAGGUUAUCCUGACGCCCAAGUUAUGUCACUACAUCUAUAAUGCUAGAAAAGUGAGUGAGAAGUUUUAGAUUUGGGAUAAACAUGUAGUCUCAGCAAUUAGAGGCCAAGAAGUCACAGAACUAACAUCAGGGAGGCACCCUCAUGGUUCCUGUUCCGUAGCCACCAUCAGAUGUCAAAGCUAACAGUGUUCUGUUAUGUGUUUUCCUUCCUCAAGUCAACAGCUCCAAGACGAGAAGAUUCAAGCCUUGUCAACCAAAAAGGAAAUACAAACAGCUGCAAGUCAUUCAUCCAGCUCGCUCCUGUUUGAAGUCAAGUCUACAGAUUCAGAUCACCUUUACAUAUUCCUCUUAGAGACUGUGAGACAACACGGUGAGAAGAUUCUGGCAGUUUGUCUGAAAGAAGAAGAAGAGGUGGUUUGUAUGUCCUGUCCUGUGCCCAGUUCCCUCAAGGUAUCUACAGUUGGAUGUGCGUUCUCUUCCUUGUCCCCAAUCGUACGGCCUGAGAGCAAUGGACUGAAGUCUUAAGUCUUUUUCCUGAUUUUAAUUAAGUUCUAAUAAUUCGAUGGUUGGCCAGCUUUUGGGAAAAGGUCUCAACCUGAAGAGCAUUGACUUUGUGUAUGACAAAGGAUUCAGGCAAGUGUUCUUCAUCAAGGUGAUCUCCUCACACCUCCGUGCCCUCCAAGCUGAGUUCCAUCUCCAGAAUCAAAGCAGCCAGAGGCAGAGAGGGCAUCUGCCUCCAUCAUCCUCAGGUAGACGUCCGCCUGCACCUGGAAUUCAGCAGACCCCGAUCAACGCAGCAAAGUGAGGAAGCCCAUCUGUCAUCCAUGGUGGCCGUCUUAACCUCACCAGCCGUUAAUCAAAAGAAACAGCGCCAGCUAAGCUGCCAUCUUUAAAUACGGCCAGAGGUGAAUUCUGCGGGGUGCUGCAUCAGCGGAAACCUGUUUCUUCAAGAAGCAAUAACAACAAGUGGUUUGUAUGCUACAUCUGGCUCUGGUGUUCGCAAGGCUGGUAAGCGAAAGGGACUUCUCUGGAAGGAGGUGGAUGACGGCACUACAGAGAUGUUGCCUCACAGUUCUUCCGUGUUGAAUGUUUUCUAUCUUCUGUUUUUUGGACGGCAGUAUUGGCCCAGUAAAAUUAUUAUGGAACUGCAAAGCAGUUUGUAAAAUAAUAUUUACAGUUUGCUAUCGGACGGAUGAAUUAAGUAUCAUAACAAAUUUGACGAAAUCCUAAAAUGCCACCAGUAAGAUCCCAGGACUCUACAUGUACUUGUGCUGUCUAAAUGUCAUAUGGUAAAGUAUUUAAUUAAAAAAGUUAAACAGACAAGCAGACAGUGAUUUAUAAAGGAGAUGCAAGUUGAGUGAAGACGAGUUUAUGUCCAUUUUUCCAGUAGUUAAGAGAAUUAUUUAAUUAAAAUCUGAAAGUGUAGCAUAUUAAUUAAAACAGCAUUUGUAGUGGAGUUAGUUCUUUCUGAUGCGAUUUUGGUCGGUUAAUCUUGAGGUUUGUGCUUUUGAGGACCUAGAAUACUAUUGGUGUUGGUGCACACUGUUUUAGGUGAAAAUAUGUAUGACAAUACUUCAAAAUAGUAAUGAUUAGAUGGUUCCAGAAUGUCAGGAAACGUACCCCUAAACCAACAACAGGACUAUUUGGUACUGCUUUCCACCAUAUCCUAUGAUUUGAGUCCUCGUAUUGAAUGAUUGUGUGAAGACAGGUUGACAUCAUUUUAAAUUGUUUAUUUGAACAGUAUUAAUUGCCACUGUAGAAAUAUUGAGCCUGAGGUAUUUAGACUGUAGUGUAACUAACCAGAACAUGAGUGAAUGCAGACUUGGUGUACAAGUUUACUUGUCUACAGAAUUUAUUUUUGUAAAUAUUGUAUGAUAUUGCUGUGAUUUAAUUUCAAUUAGUGCAUAGUGUAGAUUUCUUUUUUUUUUCUGGGUUUUGCAGAACUCAUCUUAGACCAUUUAUGUGAAUAUGUAAACUUAAAUGCAGACAGAUCUGGAUUAGAUUGUGUGCCAUGUCUUCAUCAUCAGAGUGGAUUCAGUUUCCAGAGCUAGUUUCUCCCAGUACAGCCUGAAACAUUAGCACAGGCUCUAAUGCCAGAUUGUGGCCAAAUAUAUUAUGAUCAAUUUCCAGUGAUAUGACAAAUAUGGAUGUUAAAAUUGUCCAUUUUUAUUCAGGCAAAAAGCUUCAUUGCCUCAGUGGUCUCAUUUGCCUGUUUUGAGACCGUUAAGUGAUUGUUCCAUGCAAAGCUGAUAUAUACUUGGUGGCGAAUGGGAGCACCAUAGCCAAACACGCGUAAUGUUAAAGCCUUCUACAAAUUACCAUCAGAUUGACAAAAUGCUCUUGUAAACACUGGAUCGUUUGUUUGUUUGUUUGUCAAACUGUUCAUUGUCGGCCAUUAUUUCAGCAAACGUUUUGUAAUGACAACAAUCUCAACAUGUUUUCUUUCUUUCCCCUUCAUUUACCUGAUCCCCUGUCCUCUUUGCGAUUUCCCCCCCCCCCCCUCACUCCCCAAACCUUUCUCUCACACGCCACCAGCCCUCUCAUUCUUCAGCUCGUAGCACUGCUGCAUUGCAGGAGCACAUGGAGGGAUGAUAAGUGGGCGAAGCGCCUCCAGACGCCAGCCGGAGAGAGUGAAUUGUGAGCAAUCCAAGUCUUGGUUUGACCCACUCAAGUUGAAGCGUCACAGCUGAUUAAAUACAUGGGAGCCUUGUAUAAUGAAAUAUGGAAAAUGCUGCUGCUAACCCAAAUAUUUCAAAUGUUUUUUCUGUGCAACAUGAUACCUGUUUAGUUCAAAGAAAACGAUGUUUAAAGAUUGAUAAAGUUACCAUCUAAUGCU